Peromyscus californicus insignis is the source of this 12289-nucleotide messenger RNA. RefSeq names its product aflatoxin B1 aldehyde reductase member 3-like. Gene Ontology annotation, molecular function: oxidoreductase activity. Lineage: Eukaryota; Metazoa; Chordata; Mammalia; Rodentia; Cricetidae. The coding region runs from base 10749 to 11819 and encodes 356 amino acids. The record is from RefSeq and is a predicted model, not a curated record. The transcript is spliced from 6 exons.
GAAUCUAGCCUUUCAUGGCUGCAGGGGGGUCAAGCCUCAAAGGACUGAAGCACUCUUCCCUUCACCUAGGGCAUAUUUAUUUACUCUUUUUUACAGUUGAGAUAGUUAAUUUCCAUACCUUCAAAGCAACCCAAAAGGAGCUCCCAGAGACCAAAUGCCAGGUGCAAAUUACUUGAUUUAUCAAGUACCAGGGUUUUCCAGGUUUCCUGGACCAAGUUUUGCAUAGGCCUUUGAUCCUUGGGGGACUCUCUGAUCCUUGACUCUCAAACAAGAUUCACAUAGGGUGAUAAGAGGAACAAAAGGUAAGAGAAACAAAAGGUAUGGCUAAACAAAGGAAGGAUUAGGGCUAGGUGCUGCUCUCUGGAGUCAAGCCAGGAAGUCAGCAGGAAUGCCACUACAUGGGCCCUUUUGAAAUGACUCAAUUUUCUUUCCUAGUUCUUCAAUUCUGUCCCAAGCAUUCAAGGCUGCCAUUCAUCAUAAAGCCAGGGUGUAGUCAUCAUAUAGAGAUUGCCUUUCUAUAUUAGCAUAAUCUCCCUCUACAAGACGUUGAUCUUGGGAGAUUUCCAUACCUCUAGCCCUAUUUUGUUGUUCAAUGGUCUUAGCUUCAUCCUUCCACCAGGUCCUCCAUUGUAAUUGGGGACCAGCUUCUAAGACAACUGUAACCAAAUCUUUCCAUUAUUGAGGGAUAAUUCUAUUACAAGUUGGCCAUGAGCUUAACAUCUGCUUUACAAAUAGGGAAUGCAUACCAUAUGACACUAUUGCUUCUUUGAAUCUCCUCAAAUCUAACAUUUGCACAGGAGUCCAGUCAGCUCUUAACACAGCCUUUAGCAUUUGGCAGUUCCUGUAAGGUUACUGCAUAGAUUAAGGUUGGCUGUUUGAAAGCCUUAGAUUGUUUCUGUAACCACAUAAUGCAAUGCUGAGAUUGGUUCACCUUUAAAUUCCUCUGUCUGGGUCUGAAUAUCUCUAUGAUCUCUUAACAAGUUUUUCUAAAAUUUUUAUCUUGGCACUCAACAUUAACCAACUUUUUAAAUGAUAAAACAGAAAUGAUCAAACAAAUAAUAUUUAUAAUUGACAUUACAUACAUUCCAUCUAUAUUAAUUAUCCUCUCAUUUAAUUGUUCCAUUUUCAGACCGUCAAUUGUAUUAUCAAAUAGAGACCAAAUUCCCUCCAUUGUAAAAAUGUUUCUCCUUUUUUAAUGUGAGAAAAACUAUUUUUUAACUAAUUUCUCCCUUUAAGAAAUCUCAAUUGUCUCACCAAAUCUGCCGAAAAUGACGAUUCAGAUGUGAGACUGACUGCUUCUGCAUAGAACAAUAGAAGCCCAAGCAGGUUUUAAGGCAGCUACCUAGUGUGGUAGCAGCCUGAGUUGGGGAUCCAGGGAGAGCCCGUAACCCACCAGGAGAGAAGAAGCCAAAGAGCCAGCCAUCUGCACGAAGGACUGAGAAAGUGACUAAUUCGUAUGGUUUUUGGAGCCCAAAAAAAACUAAUGGAGUUUGCUGCAGAGAGGUUGCAACAAAAAUUUAGCGAGCAGGUUAGGGAGUCUGGCCCAGCCAGGGGGAGAUUCCAGGCACAUGCAGCUCAGGUCUGAGCCAGGGUCUGCAAGACCACAGGCAAGCAACUUUUUCUUUAAUUCAUGCCCCACAAGUUGGACGCCAGAUGUUGUUUGAAUCUAGGAUGGUCUUUUAAUAAAAAACCCAAAGCUAUAUAUCAGGGUGAAAACUGAAAGAUCAGAGAAGCAGAACAGCCAACCACUAGUUCUUACCUCUAUGAAAUCCUCUGUCUAAAGAGAGUGAGUUCCUGUUUCCUCAUGCCUAAUAUAUCUUUCUCUGCCCAGACAUCACUUCAUGGGAUUAAAGGCAUGUGUGCUUCCCAGUACUGGGAUUAAAGGUGUGUGCCAACCCUGCCUGACCUCUAUGUCUAAUCUAGUAGCUGGCUCAGUCCUCUGAUCCUCAGGCAAAUUUGUUAGGAUACACAAUAUAUUGCCACAGCAAACAACUUCCCAAACUAUAAAAAUGACAGAGACAGCUGGCUGCCUGGAUAGUCACCCACGAUUUCUCUGCAACAUCCAGCUUCAGUCUACAGGCCUAGAAUAUGUGACAGACAUUUCUGUGAAGUCCUGUCCUACCUUGUCUUGACAAAGUUUGGCAGUAGCCUUCUUUUGUUUCCUGCUUGUCCAGUUUGGACAGCAUCUGUCAGCAGUUGAGGCAAGAACAGUUUCUUGCCCAGUGGCUAACUUCACAUAAAUGAAAGAAAACUCCAUAUGGAGGUUCUUCAAUGCCGAUCAUCUUUUCUGAAGUAAAUUGGUAUUGACAGGAGCAGAUGUACCUUACUGUCAUGAAAAGCCUUAUGUUAUUAAAACAUCUUACUAUGCCAUAUUCUGUAGGUCUCUGAAGUGUUUGAAGACCAUCUUUCUAUCUAAACUACAUCUCUGUUUGACUUUGAAAACAUACCUAAUAUGACUGCAAGUUUGAUUGUUAUAGAUGACUAACUAGUAACCUGCAUUUCUUAAUUAUCCUAAAUAGUUUGUAAUAAUAGCUUUCAAGGAUAGAACUUUACAUUACAUUUUUUUUUUUUUUUUGGUUUUUUCCAGACAGGGUUUCUCUGUGUAGUGUUGCGCCUUUCCUGGAACUCACUUUGGAGACCAGGCUGGCCUCAAACUCACAGAGAUCCACCUGACUCUGCCUCCCGAGUGCUGGGAUUAAAGGCGUGUGCCACCACCGCCCGGCCUACAUUACAUUUUUAAAUGAGCAGCAUAGGUACAAUAACUUAAACAAGAGUAGAAACACACACACACACACACACACACACACACACACACAAAUUAUGUUAAAACAAAAAUAACCUUAAAUUUGUAUCAAUAUACAAAAAUCCAUACGAAUAUAAAAUAUUUGAGACUAGUAGUUGCUUUUUAGUCUAAAAGUAGAUUCAGUAAUCUGCCCUUUUAUCCUAUCAUUCCUACAUCCCCCUAUUUUCUUUUCAGAAAGCAAUCCCUGAAUCUAACUUCCUUUGCUUAGUUUUUUCCCCUGACUAUGACCAGUAACAACUUGCAACCCAUCCCCUAAGUGAUGACAAACAUUCAGAACUUACCAAACAACCAAAAACCACCCACCCCACUACUUUCUGCUGUCUAGAGGACAUCUUUAGGGGGCCCUGAGAAAAUUGGGAUAAUGGUCAAGUCCUGGGAGAGCUGGCUGUAUCAUUUGUUGUCCAGUCUCUGUGUGAUGGGAAAGUGCAGGGCUUGUCUGAAGUCCUGGCUUGAGUAGUAAGUGAGGCUGGACCCUCUCAGCUAGCAGCUUUGAAGUUGUCCUGAUCAAUUUGUAGUCUGAAACUGAUCUUUGGGUGAUAUUUGUCAUCUUAAUGGCAUUACUACAGUCCUGGUAGCUUUGUCCUUGCAGGGCCCCAUAACCUUUAGGAGACCUCAAAAGUCACUGUUAGGAAUGGCCGUGGUUCACUGCAGAAAACUUACACAUUUUAAAUGUCAUAUACAGCCAAUCUCUAAAAGGUUAGAAGGCCACAAUCUAUUAAGUACAACCAGGGUACACAAACUUAGUUCCAAAUUACCUGCUUCAGACUCAAACCUGAAAACAUGCACAGAAAGCUAGAUGAAGCUUAUUUCUAGAAUUAGUACUCUGUAUGGCUACUAAUAUCCUGAGAGAAAGUUUAUAUAUACACAUAGUAAACUUGUGUAUUUUGAGAUAAUACUGGAGUUAUAAGUAGUUGUAAGCUGCCUCAUGUGGGCGCUGGGACUUGAACUCAGGUCCUCUGCAAGAACAAUACAUGUUCUUUCCCCCCCCCCACCCCUCCCCUCCCAACAAUACAUGUUCUUAGCCACUGAGCAAUCUCUCCAUGGGUGCUUGGACUUGAAUUCUGGUCCUGUGCAAGAACAAUCCAUGUUCUUAACCACUGAGCAGUCUCUCCAGCUCCCCUGGGCUCAAUUUUUGCUGUUGUUGUUUGUUUGAAGAGAGAAUCUUACUAUAUAGCUCUUGCCGGCUUAGAACUCACUCUGUAGACCAGGCUUGCCUCAACUCACACAUAUCCAACUGCCUCUGCCUCCCUGAGUGGUGGGAUGAUAGGUAUUCACCACCACACCCAGACCAUGCUCAGUUUUACAUGCUGUUGUGGGUUUUUUUUUUUUAUAAUAAUCCAUGUGAGAGGCUGGGCAUGGUGACACACAACUUUAGUCCCAUCACUCAGAAAGUAGAAAUCAGGUGGAUCUCUGUGAGUUCCAGGCCAGCCUGGUCUACAUAUUGAGUUCCAGGAUAGCCAGAAUUACAUAGUGAGACCCUGUCUCAAAUAAUAAUAAUAAUAAUAAUAAUAAUAAUAAUAAUAAUAAUAAUACAUGUGAAAAAGGUACAGAUAACCAUGCUGAUUAAGCCAAUUAAAAUGAUCUGAGUCUUUUAUUGACUAGUGACCAAGAGCUGGUUUAGGUUUAUGCCUCUGAGUCUUUUGGUGAGGAAGCUCAGGGUACAAUGUUUUUAAAGGCAAAACCUACAAAGACCAUAAUUUACUUCAAUGUUAGAUGAAGGUCAGAGUAACCUUGAAACAUUCAUUUCUGACAGAGCAUAGUAAUUUUUUCCAGAUUAUGUCAUAUUAUUUCAGACAUAUCAUGAUGGUUAUUUGCUGGUGGCCAUGUCAGGAGCAGCAGAGAGUGUCAUCCCAUCAGGAGGGAAAUCCCUGAUAGGUAAAUCUGGGUUAGGCAAGGCCCUGAGACCACAGACCCCAGAGUGUCUUUUGCUUCUGCUGUCCCUUUACAUGUUUGCCCCUGCCAUCUUCUCUGGUAGCUGGCAUGGUGUGAAUGGGUGUGGGGAGAUCCCCACUGCCUGUAAUGUAGUGUGUUUUUCUCAUGGAAACAUCCUGUUCUACUGGGUGUUUUUACCUGUAGAUUAAUAUGAAGAAGAUUCCUUCCUAAGCUGUACUGUCUAAUUGAUAAUAAUAGUGUUAGUUUAUACAGAGUUUUGAUGAAUAAAAAUAAAUACAAGAAAUGUCACACAGCUAAAGCCUAUGAGUUUCACCUAAGGAGCUGCAUAGAUCACAGUUCAGGUUAAUGAUUAAGGAAAACAAUUGAGUCCCCAGGAGCCAGGCUGGCUCCAAUUCUCUUAAUACUGAAGGAUACAGUCACAGGUUUCAGUGUGCAUAAUUAACUGAAACACAGCCUUAAAAUAACUUCAGGUUAGACCAGUUGUUUUGAUAAUAGCUUUGAGAUAAACAAACAAACAAACAAACAAAAAACAGAAAACAAUCUAAAGCUCACAAGGACACAUAACUGAGUUAGAGAUUCAUUAGGUGAGGAUAAAAAAAUAGAAAGCAGCCAAUAGUUGAUAGCUGAUGUACUUUCCUUGCUAGGUUUGGUUGGUGAUCAAAGGUGAUGAUUAAUUUCUUGUGCCCAUUUCUGCCCUCAAUUUCCUGAUAUAAAAAAGUAUUGAUGAGUGGGUAGGUACUCUAAACCUUUAAAGUAGAGCUGACUGAUUCUUUUCUUUUUUUUUCUUUUUUUUUUUUUUUGGUUUUUCGAGACAGGGUUUCUCUGUGUAGCUUUGCGCCUUUCCUGGAACUCACUUGGUAGUCCAGGCUGGCCUCGAACUCACAGAGAUCCGCCUGGCUCUGCCUCCCGAGUGCUGGGAUUAAAGGCGUGUGCCACCACCGCCCGGCCGAAAGCUGAUUCUUUUCAAUAUAUAAAAGUUUAGGUUUGUGAUUCCUUUAAGAUCUUUGUAAGGUUACUUUCAAGAUAAGUAAUAAAAUAAGUGCCCCCCCUUUUUUUCUUUUUUGUAACUGCAAAACUACAACCUGCCAAAAAAAGACCUGGCUGAGAAAAAUAUCUUGCUUGCCUACACAGUUAAUCUAUAACAAGUUGCUUGGGUAUGAAUGUACCCUGGGGCAUAGCUGUGUGGGCUUCGAAGCUCCUGCAACCCAGAAACACUCUGGCACAGGCAGAGUGGUGGGGCUGUGUAGCUGCACCAUGGCCACAUCAGCCUGGUGCUGCCUGCAUUGCUGCAGGGACAGCAGGACCCGCCAUAUUCCUCUCAAGGAGAUGCUGGCUGUACUGCUGGACAUGCAGCCCAUGGGAAGAGAUGUCAUGGUGAAGAAUGGAAGAAGAAUCCGAGGCACAGGAGGUUUUUUUUUAGCUAGUGUGCUUCUUCAUCAGAACAAAAGCUACUUUGAGUUCAAAAUCCAGUCUACUGGAAUCUGGGGUAAAGGUACUGCAACUCAGAAAGUUAACUUGAACUAGAUUCCUCUUGGCUGACACAUGCAUAGUCUGGUGAUGAGAAAUGAAGGGGCCCAACAACAAUGACUCUAACCAGUUUAGAAUGAUGCCGUUGUACCUAAGAACACUAUUCAAUGAUCAGCUUUGGACUGCAAACACUUCAGAACAGUUUCAAGAUGAGAUGGUCCAUUAUAUUACACUUCUAGCCAGAACCUCAGAUAACUUUAUCCAUUACUCUGAGACUAGCUACAAACAUUACAGCUAGUCCUAUUGAGACUUAACCAUUUAGCUUUCUUACACGAUGUUUCUAAACAGCAAGAAGCAAUUUUAAGAGAAUGAUGUCCCCUCUCCCAAAAGUUUUCAUUCAGGGUUAUGGAUAAGUUGUUAUAGGGUUGGGGGUAGAACAAUAAAAAUUUAGACUCAGGAUUCCUUUUUGGAAAAGAAAAAAGGGGAAUGGAUAGGUACAGUAUAUUGAGGUAGAUUAUUGUGUCUACUAGCAAACUAAUUUAGCUAACUAUCGGCCUUAGAUAAUUUACACUGAUAUGGAUUCUUGUAUAUUGAUACAAAUGUAAACCAUUUUUAUAUUCCCAUUUAAGGUAAUUUGUAUAUUGAUACAAAUUCAAAACUAUAAUCAUUAUAUUGUAUACAUGUUCCUACUCCUAUUUGAAGUAUUUUAUUGAUACAAAUGUAAAAUUAUAUUUGUCAUACUAUAUGUAUGUUCUACCUCUGCUUAGGAUAUUUUGUAUAAAGAUGCAUAUUAGGGAUAUUGUUAUCACAUUGCACUAUACAUUUCUACCUCUGUUUUAAGAUAUUUUGUGCAUUGUCACAAAUUUUGAGGUCAUUGUCCUUAUACUGUACAUCUGUUUACAGACUGUUUACCUUGUUAAUGUGAAGCCUUAGUCCUUAGGUUAUUUAGGUAGAUAAGACUUACAGAUUUAUAGUCACCCAUGCUUGUCAUAUCUAUAGUUUUGUCAGUUAGAUUUUCCAGAUUUACACAAACUUAUGUGAGAUGGAUAGGUCAUCUUCAAACAUUUCAUAGACCUAGAGAAUAUGGCAUUUAAAUGUUUUGAUAACUUAGAAUUCUGUUGACAUGAGACAUGAUUGAUCCUGGCAGCACUGAUCUACUCCUGAGACAAUGUUGGGAUUCUAAGACACUCUGUUUGGAAGUCUGUCUUCUUCCUUGAACAAAAUGGCUGCUGGGCAAAGAACUGCUCUUGCCUCGACUGCUCACAAUAUGCACACUGUUCUUUCCAGAUGAGCAGGACACAAGGAAAAGAGACCACUGAACUCUGCCAAGACAGGGUAAGAUGGUCUUUCAAAAUUCCUGUUUCUGAAAGUGGUCUGUCAGAUAUUCUAGGCCUGUAGCCAAAUUGGAUGCCCCAAUGGUGCUGAGAAACUUUAGAUGACUGUCCUGGCUGCCAGCCAUCUCUGUGUAUUCUUGCAAGAAUUUCAGAAAUUGCUUGCUUGCAUUUUCUAUUUUCUCAGGUAUUAUUAUGUUCCUUCUCAGGUCUUUGAUGGGAUUGAUGACUAGAUAGUUACAGUUAUAAUCCUCUCAUAUCUUAGCUAAGAACAUUUCAGAUACUAAGUUAGAUUUUUUUUUUAAAGAUUUAUUUAUUUAUUAUGUAUACAGUGUUCUGUUUGCAUGUAUCCCUGCAGGCCUGAAGAGGGAGCCAGAUCUCAUUACAGAUGGUUGUGAACCACCAUGUGGGUGCUGGGAAUUGAACUCAGGACCUCUGGAAGAACAGCCAGUGUUCUUAACCUCUGAGUCAUCUCUCCAGCCCCUGUUAGAUUUUUUUAGGAUAGGACACACCAUUUACCUAUGUUCUGGACAUCUCUAGAUUUUAGUAUGUGUCUCUUGUUUGAUGUUGUUCUUGCUGGUUGUAUUUCUAUUUUUGUUUAAGUUAUUUCUUUUCCCCUCUCCUGGACAAUACUUGAUAAUCAUUCUUAUUGUUUAUAGUUUUGUAAUAGGUUAGAACAUUGUGGUUGAUAUAUUGAGCACCCUCAUAAACUUAUUUGAGGGUCAGAGAACAGAACAGCCACUAGAUUAGACAUAGAGGCCAGAAAAUGAUGGCACACACGCCUUUAGUCCUAUCAUUUGGGAGGCAGAGAUCCAUUCGGAUCUCUGUGAGUUCAAGGCCACACUGGAAACAGCCAGGCAUGGUGGCACACACCUUUAAUCCCAGGAAAUGAUGGCAGGAAGCGGAAAGGUAUAUAAAACGUGAGGACCAGGAACUAGAGGCUUUUAAGCUUUUAGGCUUUUUAGCAGCAUUUCAGCUGAGAUCCAUUCAGGUGAGGACUCAGAGGCUUUCAGUCUGAAGAGGCAAAAUCAGCUGAGAAGUUGGUGAGGUGAGGUUGUCUGUGGACUUUUCUGUUUCUCUGAUCUCUGAACUAUCACCCCAAUAUCUGGCUCCAGGUUUUCUACUUAUAAGACCUUUUAAGAUUCAUGUUACAGAAUGUUCUUAUUUAGACAAAAGGGGGAGAUGUAGUGGGUAGCUGUUCUGUCUAUGACCUUGAAGCGCAGCCCCUACAGAUGUAGCAGGUAACUGCCCUACCUACCUAUGACCUUGAAGUACCUGUCCCUGGGACAUGGCUCAGGGCUACCCUUAAUACCUGAGACACACACACACACACACACACACACACACACACACACACACACACAAAGACCUGAGACACAUGUAGGCUCUCUUCUCUCCCUCAUGGGCUUGAAUGUGGGACUGACUCAGGCAGCUAGAACAGUGGUCCAGAACCUGUGACAAUUCUGUUCUGUACAGUGAGUUUUUCUCCCCUAAUAAAUUCCUUUGCCCUUCAAGCAGACUCCAUGGAUUUCUCACUUUAUAUGUGGGUUCCUGGGAUAAUUUUUCACCUGCAAUAUGUAAAAUGUUUAAUCGUGUAAGGGAUAUGGAAAACAUGCUGGGUUUUUUUACUGUUUGUUUUGUAUUCAUUGUAAUCAUUCACUUGAAAAACAGAAUAUAACCACAUUGUAAUUUUUAUAUUGCCUGAAAGAUUUUGCUGGGAUAUACAAGCUCUAAGAAAAAGAAUAAAGAUGGAGUUAAAAUGGGCUAGAAUGAAAACAUCAAGAGCGUUCUGGUCCCCCAGGCAGCAAUAGUCAUUUUUCUACUUACACCUUCUUCAGUUAAUGCUAAGUUUGUGUUAAUAUUAGUUAUUUUGGUUAAUACAUCUGAACCAUGGUCAACGUCUUGGAAAUCUCAACUGUGCUGGCAAGGCAGACAUGACUCUUAUGGCCGUAGAGUGCUGAGAACCAUCUAAGCCAGCUUGUAGCUAGAGGUUUUCUCUCUGGGUCCCGCCAAGUCCCGGCAGUUCCAUAGCUCACUUAUGAAAUAAACAUACAGACGCUUAUAUUAUUUAAACCGCUUGGUCAUUAGCUCAGGCCUACCAUUGUCUAGCUCUUACUCUUAUACUCAGCCCAUUUCUGUUAAUCUAUAUGUCGCCACAUGUUCCGUGGCUUUACCUGCUGCCUCUACAUGAUGCUCCCUGGACCGCAGGCUGGCGUCUCCUCCUCUCCGCCGCCUUCCUUUUCUCUCAUUUUCCUCUCUGCUAGUCCCACCUAAACUUCCUGCCUGGCUACUGGCCAAUCAGUGUUUUAUUUGUACAGAGCGAUAUCCACAGCACCAGCUGUUAUCAACCUGUGAGUCAAGACCCCUUUGAUCAAAUGACCCUUUCACAAGGGUCAUCUAAAACCAUGGGAAAACAGAUAUUUACAUUACAAUUCAUAAGGGUAGCAAACUGUUGUGUUAUGAAGUAGCAACGAAAAUAAUUUUAUGGUUGGGGGUCACCACAGCAUGAGGAACUGUAUUAAAGUGUCACCAGUUAGGAAGGUUGAGAACCACUGGUGUAAGCAAACACAAAAUGGAAUCAGGACAAGAUGGCGUUACCUUAGUCCCUGGGUACUGAAUCAAGGACCAGGAAAGCACUUUGUCAACUGAUCUAUAAUCCCAAACAUUUGAAAUAGCCUUAUUAGGCUUGGCAGACCUGUUAUUGCCUGUGUUGCCCAGAAGAGCCUUGACCUUGUGUUGGUUCUCCUGACUCCUUUUUUGAGGGCUGGAAUCACAGGUGUGGGCCACCACACCCCUCGCUAUUUGGUUGGUGCUGGCCCUAGUACUUGCUAUGUAACUCCAGCUGGCUUUGAACUUGUGGCAAGCUUCCUGCCUCAGCCUCCAGAGUGCAGGGAUCAUAAGCAUGAACCACCAUACUGAGUUCAACUGUCUUUUUAAAAGAUCAUCAUGAGAAAAGGUCUUUUACGUUUACCAUCCCCCACCAUGUCACAAUUUCCCACAAUCUUCAUUUUGUGUAAAUCCAAAUUCCCUACUGCAUAAAUGUUUUCAAAGACUGCCUGUCAUGAACGUUUGCUACGUGUGAUUCUCUCUAUCUUCAAUUCUCUGAACAAUCCGGACUGCCUUAAAGUUUGAGAAGACAGCAGCCUGCGGUUCCCCCACCUGCUAAACUUCUUCCAGGAGGGUACGGAGACCCCAGGGCAACUCAGGAAUGGGCCAGAGAGGCAGAAGCCUUAGAGGUGUCUGCAACCUAGCUCAUGGGGAUCUGCCCCCAAGCUCCGGAUGGCACAUACUAUGCAGAGAGUUCCCAGCUCUGCCAGCACAUUCCUGCCUUUCCUCCGUUAAGCUCCGCCCCAGUGGGAGCGGUCACUGAAAGCUACUUAAUGCCGUGGGUACAAGUGUGCCAGCUACAGCAGCAGCUACUGGCUUCAAUCUUUAUAAAACAGUCUGCAUCUUUCCCUGUCUUUCCCUUCUUCCACACCGCCAUGUUCCAGUCGUCGUCGCGGGCCGUGCCCGCCACCGUGUUGGGUGCCAUGGAGAUAGGAAGCAGCUUGGAUGUGACCUCCAGCGCCGCGGUAGUGCGCGCCUUCCUGCAGCGGGGCCACACGGAGAUCGACACCGCAUAUGUGUAUGCAGACGGUCAGUCCGAGAGCAUCCUGGGGAACCUGGGGCUUGGACUAGACCGCAGGGGCUGCAAAGUGAAAAUUGCCACAAAGUCUGUUCCAAGCCUUGGGACACCAAGGACACUUGACAAUAUUCGGUUCCAGCUGGAGACGUCACUGAAGAGGCUCCAGUGUCCCCGGGUGGACCUCUUCUAUUUACACAUGCCAGACCACAGCACCCCUAUAGAGGAGACGCUGCAGACCUGCCACCAGCUGCAUCAGGAGGGCAAAUUUGUGGAGCUUGGCCUGUCCAACUAUGCCUCCUGGGAAGUGGCUGAGAUCUGUACCCUCUGCAAGAAAAAUGGCUGGAUCAUGCCAACUGUGUACCAGGGCAUGUACAACGCCACCACCAGGCAGGUGGAGAAGGAGCUCCUCCCCUGCCUCAGACACUUUGGAUUGAAGUUCUAUGCCUUCAACCCUUUGGCCGGGGGCCUGCUGACUGCCAAAUACAAAUAUGAAAUAGAAGAUGAGAAGCAGCCCUUGAGCCGCCUCUUUGGGAAGAAAUGGGAUUAUUUCUACAGGGACUGGGUAAAGGAAUAUUCCAGAACACAUCCCCAGAUCCACUCCCCCUCUGUAUUCCCUCAGGAAAGAGCAGGCCUCCAAGAGACAAUAACCAAACAUGACAAAAGAAGACACAAUAAGACAAGGCCAAAGCUCUUACACUGAGGCUGGACAAGGUAACCCAAUAGGAAGAAAAGAGUCCCAAGAGCAGGCAAACAAUUUUUUGAGACAAGAUUUCAUAUAUCCCAGACUGGUCUUGAACUUGCUAUGUGACUGAAGAUGACCUAAAUUUCCAGUCCUCCUGCCUCUACCCCUAGUGCUGAGAUUAAAGAUGUGUGCUGCCACACCCAUUCUAUGAAGAGGCAGUGACUGAACUCAGGACUUCCUGCAUGGCUAGACAAGCAUACCACCAAGUGAGCUACCUCCCUGCCACCAGCCCCCCAGGCCUGCAAGGAGUAGACCACACUCAAAAGACACCAAGCUACUGACCCCUGCACUUCCUUCCCUAUCCAAUCAGCUUUUGGAAGGAAGACCACUUCAAGGGCAUUGACCUCGUGAAGAAGGCCUUGCAGACCACCUAUGGCAACAGCGCCCCCAGCAUGACCUCGGCUGCCCUGCGCUGGAUGUACCACCAC